Messenger RNA from Zerene cesonia (dogface butterfly), 3791 nucleotides. It is a transcript of the gene Wdfy2, whose product is annotated as WD repeat and FYVE domain-containing protein 2. Lineage: Eukaryota; Metazoa; Arthropoda; Insecta; Lepidoptera; Pieridae. The coding region runs from base 73 to 1329 and encodes 418 amino acids. The transcript has 9 exons. Gene Ontology annotation, molecular function: protein binding; metal ion binding. The record is from RefSeq and is a predicted model, not a curated record.
CAAAAAUAUUAUGACGUUUUUCUUUUCGUAGAGAAGUGACGACAAGUGUUUAUUUGCAAGAAAAUUAAAAAUAUGGCUGCAGAAAUUAAGCCUGCUCCUAGAACACCCAAUGAUAGAUUUUCUACAACCAAAAAACCAGCACUUCUGAGUAAAUUAGAAGGUUGUACCGACGACGUUAAUGCUGCAGUUGUGAUACCUGGGGAGGAUGGAGUAAUUAGCGUUUGCGAUGAUAAAACUGUACGAGUUUGGCUGAAGAGGGAUUCAGGACAGUACUGGCCAAGUAUCUGUCAAUAUAUGCCCUCUGGAUGCACCUCAAUGUUCUACACUCCAGAGACGAGGCAAUUGUUCAUUGGACAAGAAAAUGGGACAAUAUCAGAAUUUACUCUCGCUCCAGAUUGUAAUAGGAUAAAUCCUAGUCGGGAAUACUUAGCUCAUACAGCAAGAGUUACAGCCGUAGUCUUCUCGUUAAGUUGUGAAUGGGUUCUAUCUGUGAGUCGAGACAAAAUGUUCUCAUACCACUGUAGUGAAACUGGCCGCAGGAUCGGUGGUUACUCCUUUGAGGCCUGGUGUACAGCUUUGCAAUUUGAUUCUCAAUCGAAAUAUGCUUUUGUUGGAGACUACAGCGGUCAAAUAACAAUGUUAAAAUUAGACAAUAAUGGGGCUACUCUUGUGACUACAUUGAAGGGUCAUACUGGUUCAGUAAGAGUGCUGAAUUGGGCUGCAAUACCUCAGUUACUUUUUAGCGGUUCCUUUGACCAGACUAUAAUUGUGUGGGAUAUAGGUGGACAGAAGGGCACAGCUUACGAACUUCAAGGUCAUAGCAACAAAGUGACCGGGCUCUGGUACGUGGGCGGUUGCCAGCGGUUGAUAUCGAGCGGCGAGGACGGCGCGCUCGGCGUGUGGGAGAUGGGCGUCCCGCGCAAGGAGACGCCCGCGUGGCGCGAGUCGGACACGUGCCAGCUGUGCCGCGCGCCCUUCAUAUGGAACGUGCGCGCUAUGAUGGAGAAGAAGCAGCUCGGGCUGCGGCAGCACCACUGCCGCUGGUGCGGCGCGGCGGUGUGCGGCGCGUGCUCGCCGCACCGGCUGCCGCUGCCCAUCAUGGGCUUCGAGUUCCCGCAGCGCGUCUGCUCCGCCUGCUACGACACGCUGCGCCACGAGCCACGGGAAUCCCUCGCAUCAUUCCACGACAUGAAACACGCGGUGGCUUCCCUCUAUGUGGACGAGGCGACCGGCAGAAUGUGUACCGCUGGCAAAGAUAGAGUUAUUAAGGUUUGGGACAUCAGCGUACUGCUAGCGCCGGCACCGAAACCCGGAACCAGCGACCAAUAGCCUAUUUGAACGUCACACUUCGUCCACACGAUCGAGACUCGCUUAUAACAUUGGUUGUAUGUAUGUAUAGUCUGUGCACUUCCGAUCUAAUCGACGUGCAUUAUCUGUGCAACAUUACGGCAUGUUCGAAUUUCAAAUGAAAAUUAUUCUUCUUUUAAGCGUAAGAUGUAUAAUCUUUGAAAUUAACGUUUACCGUAUAGUGAACGCUAAUUUUUAAAUUUAUUAAAAAUAGUAAAUUUAUUUUUGUAAAUUCGUGCCUACGCAGUAACCAAAAACACAGAAAGGUCGCUUUCAAGGUCGAAUAGGUAAUAAUGACCAUCUUAUAGUUUUUAAAGGAUGUGUUAAUCUUCGGAGAUUAGUCAUUGCAUUAAAGCAAACUGUAGCGGAUAUAAAAGAUAGAUUUUUUUUUAUUAUUAUUUUGCAUUCUUAAAUAGUUUCUAUUUAUAUGAUUUGAUUGUAUUAAAAUAAAAUGUACAUGGUCCAACGAAUGAUUUAAUGUAAUUUUACGUUUAUGGCUAUAUUAUUAUAAUGUAAGACUGAAUCUUUCAGGAUAAUAAAUUAUGAAAAGAUCUUGAGUAUAUUCGUGUAUAUCGCGUAGACGUAUUAAAUGUUAAAUGAAACAUUUCUAUAUAUUAUAUUUGUAUUUCAUUGUAAAACUUAAUAUCAUUUGUUAGUUAUAGAUUGUUUGUUGAGCACAUUUUGUAAAAUCACACGCAACAUUAUAAAUAUUAGAGCUCAUCAUAUUUAUUUUUAUAGAUUUGUUUUCACUUUAAAUUCAUCUAAUAAUAGACUUCACGUGAAUGGUUGGAAAAUGUUUUAACUAUAUAAUUUAUGUGCAUCACGCUGUGUAAAGACAAUAUUUGAAAUAGAGGAUAAUGUAUUAUUUUUAAUAUCAUAUUUUAAUUUUGAAUCUAACAAACACUUCAUGAAAUUUCCUAAAAAAGCAUUUUUUAGCAUACCAUUUUUUAAUGUAAAUAUCUCUUUAAAGUUUGAAAUUUAUUGUUACUUAAUGAAUAAUUCAGUUUCUGUUAAAAGGAAACAGGGUUAAAGGAAUAAAUUAAAACAAUUUAAAAAUGUAAUUCAAAAUUUACUAGAUUCUCUGAAAUUAAAUUCUAAAAUCUUAAAAAUAAAUAACUUUUCGCUAAAUAUUAUUGAAAAGUCGAAAAACUUAUUCCGUAGGUCUUCUUUUGGGGGCAAAAGUUCACUUUACUUGUCAUAUUAAGUAACUUCAAGUACGUAACAUUCUAGAUCUUAAUUUUAGAUGAAAUAUACAACUUUUACGCCCUGUAUAAAAAUUUUAUGUAUGCAAAUACACCUAUUUAAAUUAAUUUGUCUUCAAAAAUUUACUUAAAAAAUAAAUAAAUUUGGAGACAGCUAUUUACAAAUAAAUUUUUGGGUCGGUUAUAAAAUUAUCUAUUAUCAUCUGGUAUGAAAACUUAAAUAUAUAUAUAUAUAAAUUUGCCUUUCAUAAAAAGCUCUAUGAAUAUAUACAGAAAAAACUCUGAAACCUACAAUACAUAAUUUAAUCUACAUUGCUAAAAAAUGAUGAAAUACUAACGAAUCAUUUGGCAACAUCGCGUUACACGCUCCAUAGCUUGCCUAUAUUCUAACAAGGUCUAUAUUACAAUUUACAACAUAUUAAUGAAUAUAACAUGGCAUUUAAUUAAGCAGUAGUUAAUUGUAAUAAUUGGCUACGUCAAGUCGAAACGGUACGCGGUACAUUUGAAGUUUUUAUAAGUUCGAUUAAUAUUUCAUUUGCUUCCGGCGUGGACCAAUUAUUAUUCAUUGGUGUAUAAAAUCGAUGUAAUGGUUUCAAUCUAUUGCUAUAGACACACGGAAGGGUUAAAUAUCACUGCAAACUGUUCGAACAAAUACAUCGACUUGAGAGCAACGGUUGCUAUUAUUUCAGGCACCUUUUUUUUUUAUUUAAGACUAUUUAAUUGUAGUUUUUAAAGAUGUUAAAUUCCAAUGAAAUUGAUUGAAUGAUUAGAAUUGUUUGAAAUACUACAAUUCGCUUGUAACACACAAAAGUUUUAGUUAUAUAUUUAUAGUCACUGUUGGUUUAUACGUUCGUUGCGUAAAAAUUAACAUUACCAUAAAUAAUAUAAUCUGACACCUGCUAAUGAGUAUUGUGUUUUUCAAGCGAUACAUACGGUACAAGUUAUGACAUUGGAGUAAAUUAUAAAUAUAUGCAUGCAAAUUCAAAGGGAAAAACCUUGCUUUUAUAUAAACUGUCGCCAAAAUUAUGUAUAACGGUAAAGUGGUCUUAGCGAGACUAGUCUAUUUGUAGUUUGGUAACAUUGUAUUUAAAUAUAUUUUGUCAUUGUGCUACUUAUUAAAAUAUUUAUAAUUUUAAAAUAGUAUAUUAACUAUACUAAUUCUUAAGUAUGUUAUGUAAGUUUUUGUUGAUUAAGGUUUGUAUUAAAGAUAUAUUUCUAAAUAAAUAAAUUACGUUUAUGUUA